Messenger RNA from Drosophila eugracilis, 3350 nucleotides. It is a transcript of the gene elB, whose product is annotated as zinc finger protein Elbow. Gene Ontology annotation, cellular component: nucleus. Bases 1125 to 2798 code for a protein of 557 amino acids. The transcript has 3 exons. The record is from RefSeq and is a predicted model, not a curated record. Gene Ontology annotation, biological process: negative regulation of DNA-templated transcription. NCBI's taxonomy places the organism in Eukaryota, Metazoa, Arthropoda, Insecta, Diptera, Drosophilidae.
UUUUUAGUCGAAUUUCGUUAUUUCACGUUUAAAGUUCGUACGUGCGCUGAACGGACGGACUGUUACGACCGGAGUGUUGUGUUGUGAGUGCGAAAGCGUAAAAUCGGCGGAUAUAUAUACAUAUAUAUAUACUCGUAUAUAUGUACUUCCCAAAAAUCCCCAAAAAGUUGCCUAUUUUUUAAAUCGUUUUCGAGUGAUGAUCUUUGUGCUUUAUCAAAAUUAGACUGAGUUCAAAACAACAACAACAAAUUAUACAUGUGAAACAAAAUUAGCUAACUUUUGGAUAAGCCCACGUUUCCGGAACCAUCUAAUAACGUACGUGCCUCAUCAUAAAACGCGCCCUCAACGAGGCAUUCGAGCGAAACCACAAACCAAAAACGGCCAAGCCAAAGAAAAUUAUAAAGUACAUCUAACAAAAAAAACAAAGAAGAAAAUUCAUAAAUAAAUACAUUAUCAAUAAUCUAUGCGUGAAUCAAACAAAAAUAAUACAUAUAUGCCUACAAGAAGGGAAAGUAAUGUGUAAAUUCUUUUUUAGACAAACACAUAUCGUGUAAAAUAUAUAUAAAUAUUAAAUCCAGCUGGGAGGCAAUUAUAAUACUUAAUGAAUUUAUUGCACAAUUAAAGCAAAGCCAACUAAUAACAACAACAAAUUAAUAUGCCGCUGGCGUGAAAGUCACAACUCGACGCAUGAGAAAUUCCCCCUGUGCGCCGCAGCACUGAAUUAUUAAUGAAAUCGAAUUACAAACAAAGCCCAGCUACCAGCAAUAACGAUUGCGAAUCGGAAUCGGAAUAAUAAUACGAAUAAAAGAUAUAUACACAAUACGUUAAUAAAUAAUUAAUAAUCAUAAAUAAGUACACACAUCAACAAGAGCCGCGGAACGUGGACGGCUUAAUCAGCGAAAAGUCAGGCAGCUGGAAAAUAUUACAAUCGAAACGCGCAGGCGCAGGCGCCGCUUUUCACACGAGUUGGCAGCACACGCCACAUAAAUUGGCAUUUACCGUUAAGCGCGCUGCCGUACUUUUGCGGUCGGGACAAAAGCAGUAAAAACAACAACAACCACUCAACACCUCCACCGAACCACCAAAGAAAAGCCGUCAAAGUGGAUUUAACAAAUUAUAAUAAAAUGCUGCAAUCCAGCAAUCAUCAUUAUUUAAGGCCGGAUUAUAUGACAGCUGCAGCUGCCCCAACAGCGCAGCUGGACAACAAAAGCAGUCCGUUGGCGCUAUUGGCCCAAACAUGCAGCGCCAUUGGAGCGGACACCACAAACCCCAAGCUGCUGGCGGCGAACAUCGAAAAGUCCACAAAGCAACUUCAGCACCAGCCCAAGGGAUCGAAUGGAGGCGGAGGAGUAGGAUCAGGAUCCUAUGGCCUGGGCCAGCAGACAUCAAUGGAUGGCAGUGCACGCGAUAAAUCCUCACCGGUUAGCAGUCAUUCAUCCAGCGUUAGUACCGGUUCCGUUGAGCAGCAGCAAUUGCCCCCCGCCCAUGGCGGCAGCAUCAGCAGCAAACCCACACCGACAACCUUUAAGCCCUACGAACCGAACAACAACAUCAGCCACAUAACCACAGCCGCCGAUUGCGGCGCCACAAAUCUCAGUAGUAGCAGCAACAACAACUCCAGUGGCCAGCAGCGGGUCAAGACCCCCAAAUCGACUUCGAACGGCGGCGGCCAACGUUGCGAUUCGAACCAAAGUGCCAGUUCGCAGCGAGAAUCGCCCACAGCUGCUGGCUCUCUCAGAAGGACUCCCACCUCGGGUUUGGGAGUGGGUGUUGGUCAGCUCAAUGGAAGUCCCGGCCUGCCACCAACUGCAUCCUCAACGCCUGGGCGCAGCAAUUCCAAAGAGUCGGCCGCCAUGCAUAGUCCAAGUGCAGCGGCAGCAGCUGCGGCGGCUGCUCAAAUAGCCAGCUCCAAUCGCCUACAGGAGGCCGCCCUGGCCGCCGCCAAGGAGGCCAGUUAUGUGAAGGCUCUGCAUGCGGCCAGCCAGCAAGGAUCUGCCUCGGCAGCGGCAGCUGCGGCAUCCUAUUAUCCACCAGGUUAUGGUAGCCCCUAUUCCAUGGACUUAAUGGCCGCCAGUUCUCUGAUGUCGCCUCACCACGCCAUGUUCAAGGCGUCGGCGAUGAAUCCGUAUCUGAACUACGCCCGGAUGAAGGGACUGUCGGAGCAGUCAAUGAUGGCGGCCACACCAAACGUGUGCCGUGAUCCCUACUGCACGGGAUGUCCGGCCAGUCCGCACUACAUCAACAAAGCGGCGGGUCAGCCAUGUCCAGCGGGAUGUCCGCAGUGCGAAGGAGGCGGUGGUGGCGGUGCCGGUGGAGCAGCCAAAUCCAGUAGUUCCCAGGGAGGAUCGGGUGGAUCCUCGAGUGCAGCAGCAGCGGCGGCGGCGGCAGCUGCCUCCUCAUAUCACGCCCAGUUGGCCGCUCUGGCCGCCGCCUCCCAGAUGCCGUACGUAUGCUCGUGGAUCGGCAGUGAUGCCGCGUAUUGUGGCAAGCGAUUUGGCACCUCCGACGACCUGUUCCAACAUCUGCGCACCCACACAGCCUCCGUGCCGGAUGCGGUACUAAGUGCGGCUGCGGCCGGCGGAAUACCGCCCAAUCAUCCACUUUUUCAGCGCACCUAUCCCACCCCGCCGCUGAGUCCGCUAUCGGCGGCCCGUUAUCAUCCCUACGGCAAGCCAUCGAUGCUGCCGCCAUCGUUGGCGCCACCCGGCAUGCCAGGACUGCCACCACAUCCGGCGCUGGCCCAAUACUUUGCGCCGUACUCGUUAUAUGGACCGAGGAUGGGAUCGUCGCAUCCGUAGUAGGCGGCAGAUGAUCCAGCAAAGGGCAGCUCGGCCUUCAGUCAAACCCAUCAUCAUCAUCAUUUCUCUUGAGUCGUCGUCGUCGUAUCUCUAUGUGUUUUUUGGUGUAUAUGUAUGACUCACUCGUGAAACGAAAAGCUAGUGAUCUAAUGUACUGUAGUUACAUACAAAUGUGUUUACAAUUUAGCUUAAGGAGUCUAGCGUCUAGAUAUUAAUAUAUCUUAAUAUCGAUGAUAUAUAUCUAUAUAUAGUGCAGCACAUCAAAUAUCGCUCGUCCUUGUGUGUCUGUGUGUUUUGUGGUUGCUACUAAAACGCAUAUGGUAAUUUUAAUAUUAUUAUUUAUUAUAUUCAAGCGAAACGAUUAAAGAAUUAACGAAAUGAAAAGAUUGUCCAAAAACUUAAAGUUGUAAAAUUCUUGUAAAAUAUAUAAAGUAACUGCUUAUAAUUAAUUCUAUAUAUAUAUAUAUAUAUAUAUACCUAAACAUAAAUGUGUAAUUAUGAACAAUAUUUUAAUGUUCAAUUAAGUCACUACAAAGAAAUCAAUAAAUCAAA